Messenger RNA from Pristis pectinata (smalltooth sawfish), 5581 nucleotides. It is a transcript of the gene lamp2, whose product is annotated as lysosomal-associated membrane protein 2. Gene Ontology annotation, cellular component: membrane. Lineage: Eukaryota; Metazoa; Chordata; Chondrichthyes; Rhinopristiformes; Pristidae. The transcript has 9 exons. The record is from RefSeq and is a predicted model, not a curated record. Bases 574 to 1797 code for a protein of 407 amino acids.
GACAUCAUCAACACAGCAGGUAACAGUGCGAGCACAAAAUGUGGCAUCAACCAGCAAGGACACUAUUCAUAUGUUUCAUUUUGCUGAAGGUUCAAACUGUUGCACUUAUCAUUAUGAUACGUCUUUAAUCGUUUCUAAAUCUAUUGGAGAUCUUUUUAUUUAAAAAAAACGAUGCUUAGAUCAGGGCAUUGUAUACGCCAAGACUUCUCAUUCCAGCUUGUUGCAAAUACCUGCUUCCUAGAGGGGCGCGUGAUUGCUUUAGUCGCGACAUCGUAAUGUGAUUGGAUAAUGGAAGAAAUUCUCGUGUUUAAUUGGUUCAUUAACCAUUGAUUGAUUGGCUGGGCUUGUAACGCCGAUUGUUCCAGGGACAUUGUCACUUACCUAUUGGUUAAGAAGGAGAUCGCUCACAGAAGACUCCGCCGCUGAUUGGCUAUUCUGCCCAUCUGAGAGCUGCGCCAGAAGCCGAUUGGUGGAGGUUGUCGGUGCGCUCACCGAUCACGUGUGGUCCUGCGGCGCUGUAGUUGAGGCGGCGAAGCUCUGGGGUGAGGUGUUGUUGUCUCUCCGUCUUCGGCCAUGCAGCGACGGGCCGUUUCCCAGCUCGCCUUCCUUGUCCUCGCAGGAUUUUUACUAACUGAAGCAGUGGAGAUUGAAGUCCAUGACAAGGAUAACAAAACCUGCAUAUAUGCCACUUUAUCAGUCAACUUCACUGUCCUUUAUGAAGUAAAUGGAACAAUGAAAAAUGCUACCUUUCAAUUACCUAAUUCAUUGUCUUCAAAUGGAAGUGUAUGUGGUGAUAAUAAUUCAGCUCCCUUGUUAAAAAUGGACUUUGGACAUGGUCAUUCCUUGAGCUUAAAUUUCUCCCAUUCUGCUGGAAUAUUUAGAGGAGAUGUAUUGACUUUCACGUACAACACGAGUGAUGCAACACUGUUUCCGGGAGCAAAAAACACAAGUGUAAACAAAGUAGCUGUGGAUUCCCUAAUGGAGGCUGCACCACUUAACACAAUUUACACAUGUAGAAGUGCUAAAGCUAUUGCAAGCAAGGCAGUAAUCAUGGUUUUAUAUGAUGUUGGCAUUCAAGCCUUUGUGGAGAAUGGAACAAUUAGCAAAAAUGAAUCCAUCUGCAAGGCAGACAUGCCUACUACAAUGGCACCUCUUACAACAUGGACAGCCUCAACCAUGACCCCAACUAAACCAUCACCACCAUCACUGCCAGCAGUGGGCAACUACACACUCAAAAAUGGUAGUGAUUUUUGUCUUCUUGCCAAUAUGGCACUACAGCUGAAUCUUACCUAUACAGAUGAUAACCAGACACGAGUGAUUAAUAUUGAUUCCAAUUCUACAGCAAGUGGACACUGUGGGCAUCAAGAUGCAGCUCUUGUGCUAGAAGAUGCAAGCACAACUAUUCUAUUUCAUUUCAUUGUGGAGCAAUCAAAGUUCUUCCUAAAGGAGGUGAAAACUAAUAUAAGCCUGGUUGUAAAUGGUUCAACAAUCUUACUUCACAGCAACAAUAGUAGCCUGAGAUACUGGCAGGCAUCUGUUGGAAGUUCAUAUAUGUGCCAAAAGGAGCAAAGGCUGAGGGUGACUGACAAAUUGGUUAUUAAUGCAUUUAAUGUGUGGGUCCAACCAUUUGAGCUGAAGUCUGGAACCUUUUCCAGAGCUGAAGAGUGUUCUCUCGAUGAUGACAGCAUUCUUAUUCCUAUUAUAGUUGGCGCAGCUCUGGCUGUCUUAAUUGUGAUUGUUGUAAUUGCUUAUGUGAUUGGUAGAAGAAAAAGCUACGCUGGAUACCAGACACUCUAGAUUUUGUCUUGGUUUGCCAAAUAUUUGGUGAUAUGAUUACAUGAUGGCUAUUUAGUAGGUGGAAGUCCUUGCCCCUUCUACUUAAAAAUUGCACUAUGCCCUUGCCAAGUCUCCAGGGCUAAUGAGCUUGCACCUGUACUACAUUUUAGAGAUGAAAUGUUGAAAGUACAUUGCUGGCAUUGAAGGAUGAAAAUUUUUGGUUUAGACUUCAUGGCAUUACUACAAGGAAAUGACUGUUUAGUCCAGUAUAGAAAUUUGUCUUGGUGACUGCCUAUUGAGAUUAACAUUUAUGAAUGACUAAUACUUGCCAGCAAUGAUUCUAACAUUUCUUCCAAUUUAAUGAAUAUAAAAUCUAAAACUGAAUGUUAUACAAUCAGUUCUAAUUUAGCUUGUUUGGAUGUACUGUGGAAAAUGUAUAAAUGUUAAUAAUGUUUGUGUAUAUAAGUUUGGAAUUUAGCAAAAAUGUUUAUAGGGACAGCUGUUAGGUGCCUUGAACUGUAGAAACUUUUCCAAGUUUGUAAUGUGUUCUAAUUGGCAUGUGUAAACGUUAUCUAAUAUUAACCACUGAUCUUUUUCUAAUUUGGCAAUCUGGAGUUUUUUCACUGCACUCUAGACAUAGUGAAAUUUUGGCUUUUAUCUUGGUAUUAUAGCUUGGAUAAAUUACAAUCACUUCCUGGAGUUCUUUUUUAUGUAAAGUUUAACUUGCAUUUAUAAUAAAGAAUUCUCUGUAAGCUUGUACAAUUUUUGGGCUGAGGCUGUAAAUUUUACACUUCAAUAGGAAGCAACAUCCAGACAGCCUGAGCAUUUUGGGCAUAACUGGAAUACACUAAUUACAUUUUAUUGUUUCUACUCAUGUAUGUGGUUAUUGCUAGCAAAGCCAUCCAUUAAUGGAAAGACUUGUCACUUAACAACAAUAUGCCAACCAUAUUAUCCCAGAUUUUUAACUUCAAGAUGCCAUUCUGUGGAUUUGGUUCAAUUCCAUGCAUCACUAGUUUAAUAGUCAUUAGUAUUAUUUUGUCAUAUGAAGGUGAUCCCUCUGUUAUUGGGGGUGGGGGGGCUGGUGGUGGUGUUCCUUGGAAAAACCCAUUUAUGCAUGCAUUAAAUGCAAAUUGGGAAAUUUGAUUUCUUUUGUUCAAAUUCACUGAAUUUUACUCCUUAUCUCCUUUGGGUAGUGAUUUUUGAUUUCUGUUAAGGCAAAUUUUCCUAACCCUGAAUGACCUUAACACUGGGUUCUAAGUUUGGUCUUACUCUGUGAUAAUGUCAUUCUUUUGCCUCUGAGACUAGGUGUGUUUGACUUCACAAAUCACAUGUACUAAGUUUUCCAGGUCACUGUAAAACUUGCCAGAGCUGCUGAUCUUGUAGCAUUUAGAAAGGAGCAAUAAAAGUUAAUGUCCAUAAUCUAACUUGGAUUUUUCUGAAACUUCAUUUAGUUGCUGUUCAGUUAAGAUGUACAGGUAGGUUAAUUUGGGGGUUUAAAAUGGGCGGGGUGGACUCGUUGGGCCGGAAGGGCCUGUUACCAUGCUGUAAAUAUAAAAAAAAAUCCACCAAAUUUUAAGAUGCAACUGUUGUAGCUGUUUCAUCUAUUGAAGUUUCCUAAAAUGCUGUCAGUUUUGUUUGGGCUUCAAUUUCAAAUCCAGCUCAAUUUUGUUUUGCUCAGUAACAGAUUUAGACAUCUAAAUGCUGGGACCCAGCUCUGGUAUUGAUUUGACAGACCUGAACUGAAGAAACAAGUUGCUGCAGUUCACAUUAAGAUUAAAUUUUGAUAUGGGUUAAUCUGUUGAAUGUUGUAUUAGUAAGAAUUGUUAUGGAUCCAAAUUCAAAGAAAAGGGUUGUUGGUCCAUUAAAUAGGAUGCACAUGUAGGCUAGUCAUUGUAUAAGCUCUCAAUAGUGCCUUUUUUGGUAGACUGCUUUCCAAAUCUAAAGUUGCAAGUGUCUAAUUCUGGGGGAUGGAAAAACCCCAUGUUUAAGCAAAUGGAUUUUAUUAGAUUGGUGUUGAUUUACCCUUCAGGCUUUUUGCAUGUAUCUGAAGAGUAAAUCAAUUGCAUGCAAAUCUCUAGCCUCAAGUUUUCUGUGUACUUUUUUAAGUACAGUUCAGCACAUUGUAUUUUCCUCCACCAAUUUCAGCUCUGCCUUAAUUAUACAUUUAAAUCCAGUCAGAUCUAAUGGAUAUCCUUUCUAUUGGAACUAAUUUCCAGUAUUGACAAAUGAGAUUGCCCAUGGUGGUAUAUUGAACCAAGUGUAGUAUUAAUUGCAUUAGUACCAAUAGGCCAGUGAUGUUGCAUUCCAAGAUGCUAUACUAACAACUUUAAACUUCCCAACAUUGAGAUCAAUUGCUGCUUUUCAAAAAAGUGUAGGAAUAUAGAAAUCGGACAUGUUCAUUUCACUUUAUUUCGAAGCACUUGAUAUUUAAGUCUGCUUAUUUUAAUUUGGGUCCUGUGGGUUUCUUUCUAGUUUCGGGUUGCUGAUUUCACUAACUUUUACCAAAUUUCUUAACCCAACUGAAGGUUGCAAAGCAAAUGAAAACUGCAUCAUGCUGAUUGCAAAUGGUGCAGUGUUGGGAGCUCUGAUUUUUGUAGUGAUGAUUUGCAUUGGUCAUGAAUCAAAUGAAUGGAUAUGAACACUUUUAAACUUUCAGCUUUGUGAUUGCUGAGCAAUGGAACAAUAAGCUGUACAAUGAACCCAUGCUAACUUUGAUCGUUUCCAUUGGGAGAUUAAGUGUGCCUUUGGUUUACCUUUUACAAACUUCUAUUGUCUUUGUUUUGUAAGCAUGUAGAAAUUUGCAAAUUGCUUUAGAUGGACAGCUAGUGAAAUGAACAAACCUCCAUGUGUGGUCCAUUUCUUCAGGGCUAAUGGUAUAAUUACCUAAUUGACUUGCGCAAGGGAUUGAUUUUUGAACUUGUUUUCCUCUGUUAUUGCUUUCAGAAGUAUAAUGUCAAACCAGCCUAACUUGCAGUUGCCAGAUAAAAUGUGUAUGGUUUUUGUUGCAUUAAACAAUAACGUUUGGAUGGAGUAGAAUAAAAUCCUAAACAACUUGGUUGUAGGCUUCCACAAUUUCUUGUGGUUUUAAAUAAGCAGCACAAACCAAUGAAAAUGGAAGGCCAUUAGUGGGGAUUGCAGGUGCACUGGAAUCUUCAUUCUGGUCCCUCCUGCUUUUGUCACUGCUAUUGCUCUAUGCAGAAUGCACUUUGACCAUCAAGGCAAUUAGUUACCAAGUCUUUAAUAUGAAGAUGAAAUUAAUGCAUUGAGGCUUACAAUAAAAUUACACUGCAGUCUUGACUGCAAAUCUUGAUGACCAACUUCAAUCUACUUCGUUUUGUGUAAUGACUUUGCCUUGUUUAUGGUGCCCUGCUGCACUUCAAGUUUGUCUUAAAUCUACAGCAUUGCAUUUCUGUAAAUCUGAAACUGUUCUUGAGGGUUUUUCAUGAAGAUGGAAUGGAGCCAUCUAUUUGCUGGAUGUUUCCAGUGUAGUGAUUUGCAUGCUUUAAAAGAUUUUGUGCUGUUUUCAUGGUCGUCAUUUUCCAUUUCCAAUCUCAAGUUACAACAUCACUAACGUGUAAUUAAACUUUAUAGGAAUUAAUAUAUGAUUGGACUAGUGGUUUGUUCAUAUUAACUGCACCUCAAAGUUUUGUAAUUACCAAGUUCUUGUGGAUAUUUGUGAUCAUGAAGUCAAACUUGUAUUUUAAAGGGCAUUUUAGUUUCUGCACUUACUGUAAUCCUUCAACAAACAUCUACAUCAUCACAGCUGAAGAAUGUCUUUUUUCUGACAGGGAUUUCCAAUGCCAAU